Messenger RNA from Haliotis rubra (blacklip abalone), 1528 nucleotides. RefSeq names its product heparan-sulfate 6-O-sulfotransferase 3-B-like. The record is from RefSeq and is a predicted model, not a curated record. Lineage: Eukaryota; Metazoa; Mollusca; Gastropoda; Lepetellida; Haliotidae. Gene Ontology annotation, molecular function: heparan sulfate 6-sulfotransferase activity. Bases 134 to 1318 code for a protein of 394 amino acids. The transcript has 2 exons. Gene Ontology annotation, cellular component: membrane.
AAAGCAGGCGUCCCGUUUGUGAUAUGAUAUCUCAAUGUACGUAUAAUAUAUUACGUUGCCCGAAGAAUCAAAUGCCAGUUUAAAUCACAGAAAGACAUUCUAAGUCAACAUUUUACUUCGUGAUCACAGACGCAUGAUGAUGUCGAAAUUAGUCCCACAAAACCGUUUGUUCUUAGUUGGUACAAUGGUACUGGUGGUUGUUGUUUGGUCAACUUAUCACAUAGGUUCAAACUAUCCGGGUUUUCUGCAGCUGGACACAAACGAACACGUACCAACCGUAAGUGAGAUGUAUCCACAGGCUGUAAGUGCGAUGUAUCCACAGGCUGUAAGUGCGAUGUAUCCACAGGCUGUAAGUGCGAUGUAUCCAAAGGCCGACUGUGAUACCUCUGACCGUACCUUGCAAUCUUCUGACCACUUGCCACAUAAUGACUUACUCAAUGUCUACAAUGUUAGUCCAAACGGAAGUGACAUCAUUGUCUUUGUGCGAAUCCAGAAGACCGGAAGUUCAACAUUUGCAAUGCAUAUGGUCGAUGACCUCAACCCGACACCGUGGUGUCGAUGUGAAGGUAAAGCUAAAGACAAGUGCUCGUGUUAUAAAAAGUGGAAAUCGAAUAUUUUGUUCAAACGAAGGCUGCGUGAUAAACUCUGCCGAAGCCAUGCCGACUGGACCCACUUGCAUGCCUGUGUUGAAGAUGCGAUCAACAAACGACAUGGUCGGAAGAUCAAACAAAGACACCUGUACGUUACCAUGUUAAGGCACCCCGUCAAGCGUUACAUUAGCGAGUGGAAACAUGUUUCCCUGGGUGCCAGAUGGAAUAUCCCCCUUCUGUGCAAUGGCCGUUCCCCGACCAAAGAGGAACUCAUCCGGUGCUUCGAAACUGAUUGGAAGAAUGUGACACUGCACGAGUUCAUGGACUGUCCAACAAAUCUUGCUAUCAACAGACAGACCCGGAUGUUGGCCAACCUGAGCAUUGUGGACUGCUACAACACUUCCGCUUCCGGUUGGACUUACGACGAGAGACUGAAUCGCAUGCUGGCAAGCGCAAAAGAAAAUCUUAAGAAUAUGGCGUUCUUUGGUUUAACUGAAUAUCAGGAGCUGACACAAAUUCUGUUCGAGAAUACGUUUAAUUUAAAAUUUACUACCAAUUUCAAGACGUUUCCGUUUAACUAUACAUCCAAUGAAUACAACUUAACUGACAGCGAUCGCAACAAAAUAUUCUAUAUGAACAGAUUUGAUGUAAUACUUUAUGAAUACGCUAAAGAUUUAUUUUUUCAAAGAUUGAAAUACAUAGCCUUGGGAAAAAACAGUCCAAACUGAGGCGUAUAUUGAAUGCUCUGUACUGAAUGAAGAUUUACGUAUGUGUUUACGAGUAGUUUACUGACGUUCUAGCGGGACGGAAAUGUUCUCAUGGCUUUCUUUCAGUAGAUGUAUGGAUGUUCCACACAUAUAUUUAUAUACAUGUACAACAGAUCCUACCCGCUCUGACAUCGUCAGUAAACUUUUCAUUAAACGAUACAGUGACGUGGA